Gymnodraco acuticeps is the source of this 6756-nucleotide messenger RNA. RefSeq names its product fibroblast growth factor 14-like. Gene Ontology annotation, molecular function: fibroblast growth factor receptor binding; growth factor activity. Gene Ontology annotation, biological process: animal organ morphogenesis; regulation of cell migration; positive regulation of cell population proliferation. The record is from RefSeq and is a predicted model, not a curated record. Bases 615 to 1889 code for a protein of 424 amino acids. The transcript is spliced from 5 exons. NCBI's taxonomy places the organism in Eukaryota, Metazoa, Chordata, Actinopteri, Perciformes, Bathydraconidae. Gene Ontology annotation, cellular component: cytoplasm.
UAUAGAAUAGAUAGUCAGUGCACCUCCUCGCGCCCCACCGGCCGCUGGUCGUCUCGAGCGCUGCUGAAGAAGACAGUGAAGUACCAGAGGAGCGCGAGAGCACCACGAGCCAGAUCAGGUCUUCUUCUUCUAUUUCUUCUUCAUUUAGUUUCUGGAGUAUCAGAGACAAAGUCCAGCAGCUUCUUCUUUUUUAUCAGCAAGGUGAGGAAGAGGAGGAGGAGGAGAGGAAGAGGAGACAGACAGACAGCAGUAUAUUGGCGCAUUGGAGCUUAUGGAUUAUUGAGAAGUGGAGAACGAAACGCGGAUGAAAUAUUCAUAAGGACUUUUUAAAGAGGAAAACACAGAGUGGGAUAGUGCAGAGAUUCCCUGCAGUGAUUCACCUGCCGCUCCUGCGCUCCCAGAGACCCAGUGUGUGCAGUGUGUGUGUGUGUGUGUGUGUGAGUGUGUGUGUGUGUGUUUGGAAAGGAGCCCCCCUGCUGCAGUACUUGUCUGCUGCUGCUGGUAUACAGGGAUGCCACCGACUUGCUGACGGACACCCGGUAUCCGCACCCUCCCCUCCUCCUCCUCCCCUCCCGGACGGACGGACGCACCGACCCCCUGCGCUCCCCACUAAUAUGCAAUGGUUUUUUGUGAAGAAGCCGACAGUUGCCGCGUACCGCCGACUUCACGCUAGCGCCGCCGCAUGCCUGUCCGCCGCUGCCGCUCCUCUCCCUGCGCCGCGCGGCAAACGACGCAAUUUGAAGAGGAGCGCUCCGGGGCUUUUGACGCCGCGGCGGCCGGGCGGCAGCAGCGACUUAUCCCCCGCCGCUGAGGACCACCGGCCGCUGGGGGAAGACACCGAGGAGAAAAACGCUGCAGCGGUUGCUCUCUUCCUCGACAUCGACGCGGAAUACGCGCUGGUCUCUGGACUCUUGGAGGAACCGGGCGAGGAACCGGGCGAGGAACCGGGCGAGGAACCGGGUGACGAGCCGGGCUUCCUGCUCCUCUUCUUGUCUAUGGUGCAGAUCGGGGGGUCGAAGCACCGCCGAACUGAACCCAACAGCUGGCCGGCUCUGCUGGCAUGCAAACAGGGGGGCGGAUCAGCCCCCAUGCGGUGGGUGAAUUUUAGGCUGCCGCAUCCGGAGCGCCUCUCGUUCCCUACCUCCUCCUCCUCCUCCUCCUCCUCCUCCUCCUCCUCCUCCUCCUCCUCCUCCUCCUCCUCCUCCUCCUCCUCCUCCUCCCCCGUCUCGGCCAAAUCCAUGCGGUUUAUUUGGAACAACAUUUUCAGCAAAGGAUCGCAUAUGCUGCAGUGUCUUUGUGGCAGGAGCCUCAAGAAAAACAAGAACCCAACUGAACCACAGCUGAAGGGCAUAGUGACCAGGUUGUUCUGCAGGCAGGGCUUCUAUCUACAGAUGGGCCAGGAUGGAAGUAUGGAUGGGACCAAAGACGACAGCACCAACACCUCUCUGUUUAACUUAAUUCCUGUGGGUCUGAGAGUCGUGGCCAUCCAAUCAGUGAAGACCAGCCUCUACAUCGCCAUGAACGGAGAGGGUCACCUAUACUCAUCGGAACUGUUUACAGCGGAGUGUAAGUUUAAGGAGUCGGUGUUUGAGAACUACUACGUGAUCUACAGCUCGAUGCUCUACAGACAGAAGGAGUCGGGCCGGGCCUGGUUCCUGGGCCUCAAUAAAGAGGGGCAGGCCAUGAAGGGCAACAGGGUGAAGAAGACCAAACCAGCAGCACACUUUCUGCCUAAACCUAUAGAAGUUGCGAUGUAUCGAGAGCCUUCGUUGCACGACGUAGGGGAGGCGGUGCCUAAAGUCGCCGGGGCCCCGUCUUCCAAAACUACAACCAGCGAACCUGUGGUCAUGAACGGCGGCAAACCAGUCAACAAACCAGACAAGACAUAACCCCGCCUCCCCCCUUUUAUCCCCCCCUGGCCAACCAGAGGCCAGGACAAGCCAGACUCGCCCCACUGCUGCGCUCUCACUAAAAACUGCAAGGAAAGGUAACCAAACCAUCAACUUCUGACUGGUCAGCAGUGGGGCCGCUCGUCGCGUCACGUCUCGAUGUAGGACGGAUCCGCUACAACUCGCUUCGACUGGUGGCGGGGGAAAAGGGAGGAGGAAGACCAUAAUAUCUGGCCAAUGCCCGCCAGAUAUUUGGGAACUGGUUCAGUGGCAUGCCCUCAUACGUGAGACAAAAUGACUUCUUAAAGAUAUAAACAAAAAACGAGAAAAAAAUGUCUUCUUCACCGGUAUUUUUCUGUGACAAUCUGUGGCCCCAAUGAGGCCCCUUUCUUUCCUCUCCUGAUACUGUUUCUGUUGCCAGGUAUGCUUGCUUGCCGGUGGCCACGCACACACACACUUGCACACGACUCCCACCCGAAAUCGACCACUUGGAUUCGAUUUUGCGUAAAUAAAAAACAGAUUAAAAAAACAAACAACGGGCAAAAAGAACACUUUAAAUACCAACCAGAUGAUUCAGAGGAUGCUUAGUCAUCGAUCAAUUAAGACAGGACAUUCUGUACCGAGUCUAUAAUGAAAUGUUCUUUAAAUCGCCCUGUGCAUUAAAAACAAGGCAACACACACUAUGACCUGCUUUAAUCACAUAUCUGUUAAGAAAAGAGAGUUCUUAUUUGACACUACAUAGCUUAAAGCAUGUUUUCCUUUAUUAUCUAUCUGUUAGAUGGUUCAUUAUUCUGCACACACAGUGAAUAUUGAGCUGCGUCGUUGUACGGACACAAAACAGAUAUUUUGUGUCUACCUCUCCGUCUAACAAGUUGUUUUCUGUCCCUUUUUUACGAAUGUUAUGAUUUCCUCAUCACUUGGUAGCUCAGGAGAGGAGGAGAUCUGCUUGUUAGUGUAGCUGAGUGAUGAAACCCGAAUGAUGUCCCUGUUUGUAGCAACACAAAGUACAGGAGGCAUGCUGGCGUCCACGCAGCAUGGUAGCAGUCACUGUUUACACGGAGUAGCAGAAACUUCGAGAAGUAGUACUUUUUCUUUCUGUUGCCUCCCAAGUACUUGAAGAUAUGAGGAAAAUAUAGUAAUGAGGGUUAUAAUGAACAGGGUAAAUUAUGUUGAAGCCACUAUGUGUGGAAUGUACCACCCAGUGGUUUAAAAACAGGCACUGUGGUAAUGCAAUGCACGCCUUUACCCCUCCCCGUAGCAGAGGAUCAGAGGAAUUAAUAACUAUAGCUGUCAAACAAAUGAAGAGGAAUAUUUAUUAUAAAUAUCAAUAUUUUUCUCUGAUAUAUAGUAGAAUAGAAGAAAAUGAAAAUACUAAAGUAAAGCACCUCAAAAUUGUACUUAAGUACAGUGAAAAUACAAUAUGUGGUUAUAUUCCACCACUGGUCCUGUGUCAAUAUGUAAAGUAGUCUAUCAAUUCAAGUAAAAACAAGUAUUAGAAAGUUGGUUUCUGUAUAACCACCCGAAAACAAAUAGCACACUUUGGUCACAGCGAUAAAAUGAAACCACUGAAACAAGGCUUUGUCUGAAACGUUUAGAUCUACAGGGCUGGAAAUCAAAUGCCUUGGAGAGAAAUAAAAACCAAAUAGCUCCCCAUGCUUAGCCCUCUCACUGUGACAGUCAACACGGCACCAAUCUGUUCCGGACUGCUCUACAAACGUUCGGUUUACUCGUCAAAGACUAGACGCCAAUUAACUACACCGGUAGUCCGUCAUAUCACUGAGGGGACGUUAAUGCUGUGAUCCCACACUUCAUAUUAGUGUCGGAGACAAUGAGGCAGCAGCAAAUUAAUGUACUCAGUAAGAAACAGAAACCGUGCAAUCUCUCUUGCUUUGAAUGUUAAUUUUAAGGCCAAGUCUCUGCUUUGCAUUUCGAUCAGAUCCUUGAAACACUUGUCGUAUUUGCUGGAGAUAAAUGACCUCCCAAAACUACAAAGAAACAACACAAAGCGUCCCGCCCUCGAAAAAACAACGACUAAUCCUCACAGUUGUUCCAACAUUAAGCGUCAGGUGUGUAGCAGGUAAAACACAAACCUCUCCAAAGUGUUCAAUGUUGUCCCGCUGUGUUGUACUGUACGGAGAAUGCACUCUUGAAAAAUACAAGACAUCUCAGUGUCUCUAAUUGGCAUUUCUCAGAAAUGUUCCUCACACAUUUUUCUCUCCUCUGAGCUCAUUAGCUGCCGCUCGCCUUGGUGUUCGAACACGUGUGGCUGACCAAUUUACACUCUGUGAACUCUGCUUAUUUGUGUCCUUCCGUAACUACUGUUGUGAAAGGAAAAUAUUUGUGGAUAAGGGGAAAAUGGAAUUGAAAUAUGUGUGCAAAAAAGAGAGAUAAGAAUCUUAUGUGAAAGCACGAAAUGUAUCUGAAAGUAUUAUUUUUCGCUGGACUGUGUAGAUUCAAUGGGAGUGCCUCUCAUCCCCAGUUUAGCUCAAGAUGUGAGAUCUGAAUGCUAAAUAUUUAUCCAGCAGGGUUUAGCAAGCAUUUCCAAAUUCUCAAAGUCGCUCGACUUCGGCUCUGUCCCUGUUAAAUGUUACUUAAAGUGCAACGUGGGGCCGUGGUGAUGAGUAAGAAGUCCUUUUUGACCGGUGUUGUACUUGUCUAGCGUCAAAGAAAUGUGGAUGUAACAUAAUAUUGCUGUGUCACACUUGGGGUUACUAGCAAAACUGUAAAAAAAAAAAAAGACAAAAACCCUGACAAUCAGGUCUGUAAACGUCCUUCUUUUUUUACGUAUCCUGUGUUGUCGCAGCUGCCUGUGUCUAAAAAGUCACUUUAAUUACAGUCUAUAGAGUACAAUGAUUUUGCCUGGCCAGACAUUUAGGAGAUACAAUCGAGACUCUGCUAUUCAUCGAAUAUUAUUAAGCAGCUAAUUUGUCCACACUGCUGGCAGGGGGAAAAUGGUCCUGCAUUCAGAGAGGCCCAGCUUGUUAAGUUAGAAGUGUGGCUCACAUCCUGUGAAAGCAGCUAUUGAAGAUCUGUGGCACAUGCUCAAGAAUGAAUGAUGGUUGAGGAUGGAGAAAAAGGGACAUGGUUUCCUGGCUACUGAACAAAGACACCGCUUCAAUAGUGUUUCCAGGCUGGUAAUCACAGUUAUUGGUUCAAACAACGAAGGCCCAAUUACUCUCAGCGUCUCCUCCGAGAUUUCUCUCCACUGGUGGUUAGCCAGGUACCAAGGCUACAAUUAUGAGAUAUCUAACGGCGGGCUGUGCACAUGAAGAGGGCUGAUUUAAUUAGAAGUGAGCAAUCACGACAACCCAGGUCACUUUUAAUUUCCACAUGCAAGUACCACUCAUGUUCUCGUGGCAGGUACACAUGUAGCCAUCUCACUUUGUCCUGUAGCUCUGAAACCAGAAGGCACAACAUGGACAUAAUAGGACGGGAAAAUGCUUGUGACCUGACCACUGCAGUACAGGUGCACUUUAGAGACGUAGUGAUCAGCACUGUACCCAGGAUGUAGCUGGCCUCCCUCAGGUUUCCUUUCUUUUUUCCAUUCCACUUUAUUCCUCUGACAAAAGACUGCCUUAUUACAACUGAAUCUGAAACGAGACAGUUACCAAGCUCUCCUCCCAGCUGUUUCUUUCUCUGAGCGCACACACACACACACACACACACACACACACACACACACACACACACACACACACACACACACACACACACACACACACACACACACACACACACACACUAUUCAUCCUUUUUUUACAUUUCAAUUAUCCUUUGAUCCCCAAUCUUCUGUUCACUGUAACUAUGCUAGCUUUCACUCAUGCAGCCAGAGAGCUUAUUCCCACCUCCUCCUUUCUCCUCUCUGUUUGGACUGUUUCCCACUUGUUGCAUGGUUUUUAAAAGAGGAAAGAUGACUGGGGCUAAUGCAUGUGGUAAUGUAGGAAAUGUGUUCAAAACAAAACAAACAUUUACAGCGGAGCACCAGUACAACUUUGCAUCUGGCUCAUUUCUCACAUUGGUUUGCAUUGGUAGACAUGUGUGGCAUCACAAACAUCUAACAUACAGUAAUCCAUCAUUGCAUUAAUGGAGCAAAGGAAGAAUGAAUCAAAAUUACUUCAUAUCUCUAAUACAGUUACACUAAUGCAUGUCUUGCGUGGUAAACUUUUAGCAGAGCAUCCCUAUUUAAUUCAUCUGGCUGAGAGGAAAAUUAUAUUAUAAUAUAUAGAUAACAAAAAACCAGAAGAAGUAAUUGUUUGAUAUCCUUUCUGCUUCUUUUAACAAUGAUGGAUUGAGUUUAUGAAGUUAUUUGAGAUGCUGACACGUGGAAACAGAUGGCGGUUCUCUGAUUAAGGACCAUUAUCAAAUCUUAAAACAUACCACAUGGUACGCCAUCUUCUAGUGACAUUUAAGGUGGAAAGAAAUGGUGUCACACAUGUGUAAAGUGACAAAUCAUCCAACAGACGUUUCAAUAUUAAAGUGAAAAGCAAAAUGGCGGAGGUUUCUUUAUUCGUGUUCAUGCUGCUGUGGGGUUUGUCCAGGUUUUAUCCGCAGUAUGUGUUCCUGAAACAGGGCUAAUGGAAGUUAGUGCACAUAUAAUUGCAGGUUCAGUUUUACAGUGAAGCUGGGAUUAAUUACAAUACGGAGAACCAAGACGUACAACAACCCGCUGUGAUGCAAACCAUGCUAGCUAUGAGCCAAAAGCAAAAUGUCACUGGCGCUAACCUAAAAGGAGAUUACUCUGUCUGUCGGUAAAUGUACAGUUACCUUUACAUACAUAUUAUGCAAACAGUUUGUCUGCACUGUACAGUUUGUGUCCAAUCCAUUGUAUACACACAGAAAACAAUAUUGAAUAAAGGAUUUAUAUAAA